AUGAAAUACAAGGAAGGCAAAUCCUUGGCGGAUCACUUGAACGAAAUUCAAGGGAUCGUGGAUCAGUUGUCCGGUAUGGGCAUAAAGAUGGAAGAUGAGGUGGUCGCUCUCCUCGUUCUGGCUUCCCUUCCAGAAUCUUGGGAGACGCUAAAAAUUUCACUUACCAACUCUGCGAAAGAUGGAGUUAUAAACAUGGAGAUUGUCAAAAGCGGAGUCCUGAACGAAGAGAUGCGAAAAAGAUCACAAGGUGCAUCCUCAUCAUCUUCCCAGUCAGACCUUCUGACAGUGGAUUCCAAAAGCAGAGGAAGAAGUGAAGCUAGAGGCUCAAAGCAAAGAGGCAAGAGUCGAGGGAAGUCCAACAAGUUUGCCAACAUCCAAUGUCAUCACUAUAAGGAAAAGGGCCACAUCAGAAGAUUUUGCCCAAAGUUCAGAAAUGAGAGAAAGAAGGGCAAACGAGAUGAGAACAGUGAUGAUGAUGGUGCAAACUCUGUAGAUGAGUUCAAUAUUGUCUACGAGGAAGAUAUUGUCAACCUGACAACCCAGGAGACAAGCUGGGUGGUUGAUAGUGGUGCUACCAUCCACGUGACGUCCAAGAGAGAAUUUUUCUCAUCUUACACACCAGGUGACUUUGGUGUGGUAAGAAUGAGAAAUGGUAAUCUUUCCAAAGUUAUCGGAAAAGGAGAAGUCUUCUUGGAGACGAUGAAUGGUACGAAGCUACUGCUAAAGGAUGUCAGGCAUGUUCCAGAAAUGUGCCUGAAUCUCAUCUCUGUAGACAAGUUGGAUGAAGAAGGUUACUGCAACACCUUCCACAAUGGCCAGUGGAAACUCACUAGAGGCUCCUUGGUGUUGGCCAAGGGCAAGAAGCUGUCAAAACUGUAUGUGACGGAAGCCAAGAUCUCCCCAGAGAUUGUCAACUCAGCGGAGAAUGGUGACACAAUUGAAUUGUGGCACAAACGGCUCGGUCACAUGAGUGAGAAGUCCAUGGCAAAGUUGGCCAAGAAGAAAGUCAUAAUUGGGUUGGAUCAUGUUCAUCUAAAGAAGUGUUUCGAUUGCCUUGUGGGAAAGCAAAACCGAGUUGCUUUCAAAAGUUCCAUCCCUUCAAGAGCGAAGAACGUGUUGGAUCUAGUUCACUCAGAUGUAUGUGAACCCGAUGUCAACGUUAAAUCACUUGGAGGUGCCAGAUAUUUUGUGACAUUCAUUGAUGACCAUUCACGGAAGACUUGGGUGUAUACCUUGAAGACCAAGGAUCAGGCCCUAGACGUUUUCAAACAAUUCCUGGCCCUGGUGGAGAGGGAAACUGGCAAGAAGCUGAAGUGCAUCCGGACUGACAAUGGUGGAGAGUACAGAGGUCCGUUUGCUACCUUUUGUAAGGAACAUGGAAUUCGGCAGCAAUUCACACCACCAAAGACGACGCAAUUGAAUGGGCUAGCUGAGAGGAUGAACAUGACCCUGCUAGAGAGAGUUAGGUGCUUGUUAUCACACUCGAAGCUACCACAAUCUUUCUGGGGGGAGGCACUGCUUGCAGCAGUUUACGUGUGGAACAGGUCACCCAGUGUGCCACUGAAGUAUGACGCCCCAGAGAAGGUGUGGACAGGAAAAGAAGUUUCCUACAAACAUUUGCGGGUGUUUGGUUGCAAGGCCUUUGUCCAUAUUCCAAAGGAUGAAAGGUCAAAGUUGGAUUCAAAGACGCGACCGUGCGUAUUCAUUGGCUAUGGUCAAAAUGAGUUUGGCUAUAGAUUCUUUGAUCCAAUCCAGAAGAAGCUUAUCAGAAGCCGUGAUGCUGUGUUCAUCGAAAAUGAGACCAUCGAAGAUGUUGCUAGGAAAGAAGUUCCUAGUACUGAUGCUAGUCAACCAAGCCUUGGGCUAGUACCUCCAACGUCGGCGCUUACAGAAGUUGGAGAAGAAGCACAACAUGAUCAGCCUGAGAUAGUUGAACAAGAUGCUCCUGUGGAGGUUCAACCAGAAGAUGCUGAUGAUGAUGGUCAACCACCAGCCAUUGAGGGUUCUCCUGUUCAAAUGACGAGAUUUGGUAGGGUCACACGACGCUCUACCAGAUAUCCUGAGACUGAAUACGUGUCACUUACUGACGGGGGAGAACCAGAAAGUUUCACAGAAGCUAUGAAUGAUGAACACAAGCAAAGAUGGAUAGAAGCCAUGCAAGACGAGAUGGAUUCCUUGUAUGAGAACAAGACAUUUGAGCUGAUGACAUCCAUUUGUACUGUGUUGGGACUAGCAGCAAGUCUUAACCUGGAGGUUGAACAAAUGGAUGUGAAAACUGCUUUUCUUCAUGGUGAUUUGGAGGAAGAGAUUUACAUGGAGCAACCAGAAGGCUUCAAGAAGGAGAAAAGGAGGACUAUGUGUGCAGGCUCCAAAUUUCCUGAUGGAGAUUUCAUCUUAAUUUUGCUCUAUGUGGAUGAUAUGCUAAUUGCUGGGCAAAACGUCCCAAAGAUCAGUGAUUUGAAGGAGUUGAGCAAGUCUUUUUCCAUGAAAGACUUGGGAUCAGCAAAGCAAAUUCUUGGCGUGAGGAUCGUUCGGGAUCUAGGUGCUAAGAAGAUAUGGUUGUCACAAGAGAAGUACAUUGAGAAUGUACUUCAACGUUUCAACAUGGAUAAUGCUAAGGCGGUUAGUUGUCCUCUUGCUAACCACUUUACAUUGACAUCCAAACAGAGCCCGUCUACUAAGAAGGAAAAGGCGGAGAUGGAUAAAAUUCCAUAUGCUUCAGCAGUGGGAAGUUUGAUGUACGCCAUGGUGUGUACAAGGCCAGAUAUUGCUCAUGCAGUUGGAGUUGUCAGUCGGUUUCUUUCCAAACUAGGAAAGGAACAUUGGGAAGCUGUGAAGUGGAUCCUCAGAUACCUUCGAGGUAGCUCCAAAAUGAUUCUAUGUUUUGGAGAUGGUGAACCUGUCCUUGUUGGCUAUACAGAUGCUGACAUGGCAGGUGAUGUUGAUUCGAGGAGGUCCACUUCUGGGUACCUGAUUACCUUAUCAGGGGGAGCAAUAUCGUGGCAGUCAAGGCUACAAAAAUGUGUAGCUCUUUCCACAACAGAAGCUGAGUACAUAGCAACAACGAAAGCGUGCAAGGAGAUGAUCUGGAUGAAGAAGUUCUUGAAAGAACUUGGGUUUCAACAAGAACAACCACAGUUGUUCUGUGACAGUCAAAGUGCUAUUCAUCUUGCGAAGAAUGCUUCAUUUCAUGCCCGAUCAAAACAUAUCGAUGUUCGAUAUCAUUGGAUACGAGAUGUGCUCGAAAUGAAGCAGCUACAACUAAAGAAGAUCCAUACUGACAAAAAUGGAUCUGACAUGUGUACCAAGACUCUUCCAAGAGAAAAGUUUGAGUUCUGUCGAUCAGCUGCAGGGAUGGCGAAGUCACAUAUGUAG
This is a messenger RNA of Linum trigynum, 3375 nucleotides long. The record is from the annotation of a GenBank genome assembly. NCBI's taxonomy places the organism in Eukaryota, Viridiplantae, Streptophyta, Magnoliopsida, Malpighiales, Linaceae.